UUUGCAAAUUUAAAUCCCAAAGUGAAACUAGAAAAAAUUCUUGUUUUUAUAACAUUCUUAGUGAUAAAAGGACGUCCAUGAUGUGAUACAUUUGUUACUACAAGUUAUAUUUUGACCUCUGACAAUGGCGGAGUACGCCAUUAGUGGUGUAAAGGUUAAGUUUCCUUACAAACCGUACCCAAGUCAAUUUACAAUGAUGGACAAGGUCAUUAAAUGUAUUGAAAGAAGACAACAUUCCCUGCUGGAGAGCCCUACAGGAUCCGGGAAGAGUUUAGCUCUACUUUGUUCCAGCUUAGCCUGGUUGACGGUUGAGAAAGAGAAAAUAAAGAAAGAACGAGAAGAGUUUCAAAGAUUGUUUCAUCUUCAACAAUUGCGAAGAAACAAACAACAAACACAAGAUGAUGAUGCAAAGCUCUAUUGUUCAUGUGAUAACUUGGGUGUAAAGGAAGAGCAAAAGCCUGAUAUGAAAGUGAAAAUUGAGCAACUGAACCAGUUAGGUGAUGUUACGCCGAAAACUGAACCCAACCUGGGAAUUGAUCCUGAUGAAGCAAUCGACCAGAAACCGAUGAAAGCAGAAAUUAAAGCUGAAUCGACGAAUGUGGAUGUGAAAAAAGAUGGUGAAGCUUCUGGUGGAAGUGAGGUGCAAAGUUCAGAAGCGGAAGAUCUAAAGAACGAUGUUCAAAUGGAGGAUGAUAUUGAUCACACUGAUGAAGAUACGGACUUUGAAGCACCGAAAAAGCGGUUUAGAACACCAGGAGGACAGACACCCAGGGCAAAGAAACCGAGGAAGCAGUGCGACGGGGAAGCGCCGUUUAAUGGAUCAGAGGAUACUUCUGUUGAGUACUCGCCCAGGAACGAGGCUGGAGACGUCACUGAUGACGAUAUACAGUUGUUACAGGCGCAAUUAAGAUCACUGCGAUCAGCUCCAAAGAUCUUAUUUGGGACAAGAACCCACAAACAGAUUGGUCAGAUCGUUCGGGAGCUGAACAAAACAGAGUACAAGAAAACGAAAAUGUGUAUCCUUGCCAGCCGUCAGCACACCUGCAUUCAUCCAUACGUAUCCGCAGCGCAGAAUAAGAACGAGGAAUGUCGAAAGUCGAUUGAAAAUAAAGAGGGCAAGUCGUGUUCAUUCUUCGCGCGUGCGCGGUACGUGAAACACCAGGACGAUCUUGAAGAUUAUGGCUUCACAGAAGCAUGGGAUCUGACGGAACUGGUCGAGCUUGGGGAGAAAUUAGAGGGCUGUCCAUACUAUAUGACGCGUGAGCUGAAACAAAGCUCGGACAUAAUAUUUUGUCCUUACAACUACCUGAUUGAUCCGUGCAUCAGAAAGCAGAUGGAUAUCACGUUGUUAGAUCAGGUUGUAAUACUUGAUGAAGCACACAAUAUUGAGGAUGUUUGUCGUGAGGCGGCCACCUGGUCUGUCUCGACUCAAAACCUUGAUGAAGCUAUGUUGGACCUCGACUUUUUAGUUUCUAGGAACACCCACAAAGAACAACACCAAGUCUUUCAUCAAGUGUGUGCAGCAAUGAGACGAUGGAUCGAUGAGAAAUCCGAACAUCAAACAGCUUUUAACGAUGCCACAAAAAGGUCGAAGAUUUGGGAAGGCGAAGAUCUAAAACAAGCGUUGGAAAAUUUGGGUUUCACUCCUGCAACUGUUCGUGCGUUAGAGCAACAUCUGAGGAAGUUGGGGGAAACGUCAGAUUCGUUGAAGGAAAAACACAAGAAGGAACGCACUACAAUGCACGCCCCAACAGCAACACUAGUCGAAAAAUUAAUGAUGGUCCUGUCUUUUAUAAUGGAUGAAGAUUACAAGCAUUUACCAGAAUACAGAAUGGCCAUCACCAAAGAUUACGUCGAAGUACCGAGGGUUUUGCCCAAUGGUUUCAGACGAGCUCGUGACUUUGACAGGAAAUGGAUCUGUACUUUGAACUUCUGGUGUCUAAGUCCUGCUGUGGUAUUUUCUGAAAUCGGCCGUUUUUCACGGAGCGUCAUAUUAACCUCGGGCACACUGUCACCGAUGUCGACAUUUUCCUCAGAACUUGAUUGUCAAUUUCCCAUCAAACUCGAAGCUAACCAUGUCAUCGGUAGCUCCCAGGUAUGGGCAAGCAGUGUUUCUACUGGACCAUCUGGUGCUCUUGUGAAUGCAACGUUUCGUCAAUCCCAGACUUUUGAAUUCCAAGACGAAGUUGGUGAAGCAAUUUGCAAAGUCUGUGAGGUUGUUCCCUAUGGAGUGCUAUGUUUCUUCCCUUCAUACAGUAUGUUGGAUAAACUGACGACGAGGUGGCAGAUGACAGGACUUUGGCUCCGUCUAAGCCGUUUAAAAAGAACGUUCUUGGAGCCCAGAAAGGGGGGAAAAACAGAUUUUAAUAACAUGAUGAAUGACUUUUACGAAUGUAUCAAGCACUCUGAGGAAACAGAUGGCAGUGGCGCGUUGUUCCUCGCUGUUUGUCGUGGCAAAGUCAGCGAAGGUCUGGAUUUUGCUGACAAUAAUGCACGCGCUGUCAUCACUGUUGGUAUACCGUUUCCAAACGUUAAAGAUAUACAGGUUGAACUAAAGCGCAGCUACAACAAUCGACAUUCUUCUCAGAAAGGACUCCUGGAUGGCUCAGAAUGGUACGAAACUCAAGCUUACCGUGCACUCAAUCAGGCGCUGGGUCGCUGUAUACGUCACAGGAAUGACUGGGGAGCACUUAUUUUAAUCGACGACAGAUUUGGCAAAUCACCGAAAUAUCACAAGGGUUUAUCAAAGUGGAUACGUGGUCGAGUUGUUCAUCAUGAUAACUUCCACGUUCUUCUCUCCUCACUCAAGAAAUUCGCCCAAGCUCGACUGGAGAGUCCUUGUCCUAACAAUACCAUGAUCCAAACACCCCCGGGGGCACCGAAAAGAGACCUGAAUGCAAUCAAAUGCAGCCAAGACUCAUCAUUAUCCAUGGACAGCAGCUCACCCUGCUCCCAGAGUACAUCCCAGGAUGACGUUAAAUGUUCCACAACAGCCACACCUAUCCCAAAUCAUCCCCAAUCAUCAACACAGGUCACAUCUAGCACGCCGAUAGCUGGUCGUGGUUUAGUACCAAAGUUGCUGAAUUUAACUGAUAACCCGCAAACUAUCAUCUACCCGCAGCAAGUGGUCAACCCUCAGCCCGUGGGUAACCACCCUGAACCUGUCAACAACCCGCGACAAAUGGGUAAUAUCCAACCUGCAACUCACCCGCAACCUUUUAUUAAUCCCCUUAUAGGGAACAACCCGCAAAUGCCCGGUAUUCCACAACCACUAGCCCGAGAAAACAAGCCUGUUCUUGUACGAUUUGUCUCUCCGAGUGGUCAACCUGUUCAACAUGUCCUUUUCUCAGAGCAACAACUGAAAUUGCUGACGCAACAGAUGGCUAAUGGGGGACAGCAGGUGAUGCCUAAGGCUGCUGGAAUGGUACAGUUAGCUGGUGUCGAUCAAGGGAUAACGUUGAACAUGGCUGGGCAACCUGGGCUAAACUCGAUAGGUCAGCUAGGAUUUCAGAGUACUUCAAGGGAACAAUGUGUACCACAAAAAGAUUCUAGUGGACAAUGCGGUACUCCAGGUGUUGUGCGUGUUAAGGAAGAGCCAAAGAGUCCCUCAAAUGAGGUACAAGCACAGUCUUCCAGUUCGGGUACCCCUGGGGUGAAUCCGGGUUUAAGCAGGACUCAAGGGAACAGAAUGCAAAGAAGACCAUUAUUCUCAUCAAAUAAUUCAGAAUUGAAUCAUUCCUCCGGAGAUUCUCUGACAAGACCGAACAAUGAUAUGUGUGGGGCAGGAAAACCCAGUGACGAGGGGUUGAGUGCGCCCCCUGAUUCCCCCUUGCUGUUUUGUUCACCACCGACCUCGCUGGAAAGGGAGGAUGGUGUACCAUUGGGUACAACAGGGACUGAAGGUGCUUUAGCGGGAAAUAUCAUGGCAGGAGUGUUGGGGGAAAAUGCUGGAUCCAAAGACAUAGAAAAACGUGAAAAAUUGGACGGUUCUGCUGAAACUGACAAUUUAGAUGAAAUCACCUGGAAUGUGAACUGCAAGGAAUGUGGUGCGACUUUCUACUCCAGUAGGAGAGGUGAUCCAGAUGACCACGUACCUCAAAAAAUGCGUGUUCCGGGGAAAACUUCGCUCGGAGGAGUUUUGAACAGUGCCUUUUCCUUGAAAAAAGGCACAAGGAAAAAGAAAUCAUCCACGUUGGAAACAAUUCGUGUUCCUGACACAUGUUGCUUGGAACUGAUUCCUGAUGUUAAAAAAGGAAAUGUUGCACAAAGAAACGCUUUUUAUUGCAAGGAAGACUCGUUGUGUUUCAUACCGUUGAUAUGUCAGCAAUGUAAGGAUAUUUGCUCUAUGAAAGCUUACGUUAUUGCCGUGAGAGCAAUACCUUGUGGGACUGGUAACGAUGACCGCAAGUCAAUGGUUUGGUUUGAUCAUGAGAAUGUUGAUCUGAAUCAAAUGUGACAAAUCCAGAGAGAUUGUAUUAUAAUGAAAAUAUAUUAUAUAUUAUGUAAAGAAAGGCAGAAUAUGUGAAUUGAGUUCUGUGACGGUCCAAGGAAAAUUGGAAUUAUUCGCUACACCUCUAACUUGCAAUCAUAUUUGGUAGAUUUUUUAAAAUUUUAAUUUGUAAUUAAACCGUGUAAUUUCUUCUGAAUUCCCCUGUAUCCGACACUAAUUUGAGUUAUGUUGUGCGUCCUAACUCCUAAUGGUCCUAUACAGAUUGUUAGAGCAACGCUAGAAUCAGAACUUACGUGAUUCCUAAUAUAACUGACAUUAAAAUCAGAACUAAUGAAUAUUAAAAUGAAUAAAAUCAGAACU
This is a messenger RNA of Dendronephthya gigantea, 4810 nucleotides long. Its product is annotated as Fanconi anemia group J protein homolog. The transcript is spliced from 33 exons. Lineage: Eukaryota; Metazoa; Cnidaria; Anthozoa; Malacalcyonacea; Nephtheidae. Gene Ontology annotation, biological process: nucleotide-excision repair; double-strand break repair involved in meiotic recombination. Gene Ontology annotation, cellular component: nucleus. The coding region runs from base 125 to 4456 and encodes 1443 amino acids. The record is from RefSeq and is a predicted model, not a curated record. Gene Ontology annotation, molecular function: DNA helicase activity; hydrolase activity, acting on acid anhydrides, in phosphorus-containing anhydrides; ATP binding.